GAUAUUUAUGGAAACAGAAAAAGUAAAUAUAUGGUUAGACUGUGAUGUUGGAAAUGAUGAUGCUAUGGCAGUUCUUUUAUCAUUGUUUCAUCCAAAGUCAAAUCUACUUGGAAUUUCUACAUGUUUUGGAAACACAAGGUAAUAGUGAGAGUGUAAAAGUAGUCUUGAGAACUGUACAAAUAAUACAAUUAGAUUGCUUAGUACUGUAGGAAGAACAGAUGUACCAGUUUAUAAAGGAGCAGAGUUUUCAUUAAAAUCUACAAGAGCCACCACUAAAAUGCAUGGAAAUUAAGGUAUAUGAAUUAGAUAAAUCAUUUUAAGGAUUGUAUUCAACAGAUAAGUUGAUUUCUUCUUUUGAACCUAUAACUGAAGGAGAUUUAUAUGAUUUGAUAAAAAAGACUGCUGAAGAUAAACAGGUAUUAAGAUAUGAAUAAAUUAGUUUGUAAUAGUCAUAACUGGUCCAUAGACAAAUAUUGCUAAAUUAUUGAGAGAUCAUGAAGACAUAAUUUCUUAAAUUAAAGAGAUUGUUUUUAUGGGUGGAACAUCAGGAUUUGGAAAUGUUACUCCAAACUCAGAAUACAAUAUCUAUUCAGAUCCUGAAGCUGCUUAGUUUAUAAUUGAUACAUGCAAAUAACAUAAACUUAAAUUAGUAAUGAUUUCAUUAGAUUUAACUUACGUAAUAUUUUUUAUAAUUAUUUUAAAUUAGACAUGUUAAUUACUUGAACCUCUCUAAUAAAGAAUUAAAAAUAUUAAUACUAAAUUUUCAGAUUGGUGUUUAGAAAUGCUUAAAGAAUAUUAAGCAGCUUAUAAAGCACAAGAAUUUGAUUAUCCUCCUAUUCAUGAUCGUAAAUAUUAUAUUUUAUUAUUUUAUAGCUGUUGCUGUAUUUUAUGCACUACAUCCUGAGAUGUAUAUACUAAAACCAGUUUAUUGUGCAGUUGAUUGUGAAUCUAAAUUAUGUUACGGAAGAACUGUUAUUGAUAAAAAGGGAGUUUAUGGUCUAGAACCAACAAUAUAAUAUGCAAGAAAAGUAAUUGUUAAUGAAUUUUGGAAUCAUAUGAUAUAAGCAAUUUAAGUAGCAGCAAAGAAUUCAAAAAUUGAAUGA
Messenger RNA from Paramecium sonneborni, 1103 nucleotides. Lineage: Eukaryota; Ciliophora; Oligohymenophorea; Peniculida; Parameciidae. The record is from the annotation of a GenBank genome assembly.